This is a messenger RNA of Hypanus sabinus (Atlantic stingray), 3294 nucleotides long. RefSeq lists its product as uncharacterized. The transcript is spliced from 2 exons. The record is from RefSeq and is a predicted model, not a curated record. The coding region runs from base 1147 to 2763 and encodes 538 amino acids. NCBI's taxonomy places the organism in Eukaryota, Metazoa, Chordata, Chondrichthyes, Myliobatiformes, Dasyatidae.
UAGUAAUAUCUGCAGGAAUAGCUUCAAACAUUUCAUGUGUUGAUGUCAUGUUUAUUUUCCUGCCAGGCUGCCUGCCCGCGUCCCCUCUCUCCAUGGCUCCUGUGCUGGCUGCGGGUGGCGCUGUCAAUUAGUAGGGAGAUCGCCAGAGAUGGGGAAAGUUGCAGAGAAUACAACUGCUGGGCAUGGAUGGGAAAGGUUACAGAGCAUGCCGGCACUGGGUGGGACAGGUUACAGAGCAUGCCGGCACUGGGUGGGACAGGUUACAGAGCAUGCCGACACUGGGUGGGACAGGUUACAGAGCAUGCCGACACUGGGUGGGGAAGGUUACAGAGAAUGCCGGCACUGGGUGGGACAGGUUUCAGAGCAUGCCGGCACUGGGUAGGACAGGUUACAGAGAAUGCCGACACUGGGUGGGGAAGGUUACAGAGAAUGCCGACACUGGGUGGGACAGGUUUCAGAGAAUGCCGACACUGGGUGGGGAAGGUUACAGAGAAUGCCGACACUGGGUGGGACAGGUUACAGAGCAUGCCGGCACUGGGUGGGACAGGUUACAGAGCAUGCCGGCACUGGGUAGGACAGGUUACAGAGAAUGCCGACACUGGGUGGGACAGGUUACAGAGCAUGCCGGCACUGGGUAGGACAGGUUACAGAGAAUGCCGACACUGGGUGGGACAGGUUACAGAGCAUGCCGGCACUGGGUGGGACAGGUUACAGAGCAUGCCGGCACUGGGUAGGACAGGUUACAGAGAAUGCCGACACUGGGUGGGACAGGUUACAGAGAAUGCCGACACUGGGUGGGGAAGGUUACAGAGAAUGCUGACACUGGGUGGGACAGGUUUCAGAGCAUGCCGGCACUGGGUGGGACAGGUUACAGAGCAUGCCGGCACUGGGUGGGACAGGUUACAGAGCAUGCCGGCACUGGGUGGGACAGGUUACAGAGCAUGUCGGCACUAGAUGGGAAAGAUAACAGAGAAUGCCGACACUGGGUGGGACAGGUUACAGAGCAUGUCGGCACUAGAUGGGAAAGAUAACAGAGAAUGCCGACACUGGGUGGGACAGGUUACAGAGCAUGUCGGCACUAGAUGGGAAAGGUUACAGAGAAUGCCGACACUGGGUGGGAAAGGUUACAGAGCAUGUCGGCACUAGAUGGGAAAGGUUACAGAGAAUGCCGACACUGGGUGGGAAAGGUUACAGAGCAUGUCGGCACUAGAUGGGACAGGUUACAGAGCAUGCCGACACUGGGUGGGAAAGGUUACAGAGGAUGCCGACACUGGGUGGGAAAGGUUACAGAGGAUGCAGGCACUGGAUGGGACAGGUUACAGAGCAUGCUGGCACUGGAUGGGGAAGGUUACAGAGGAUGCCGGCACUGGAUGGGGAAGGUUACAGAGGAUGCCGGCACUGGAUGGGGACGGUUACAGAGAAUGCAGCUGCGGAAGGUGGGGGGGGCUGGAUGGGGAAGGUUACAGAGAAUGCAGCUGCGGAAGGUGGGGGACUGGAUGGGGAGAGUUACAAAGAGUGCCAUUUCUGGGCACUGGAUGGGGAGGCUUACAGAGAAUGCAGCUUGGGUGGGGACCGGAUGGGGAGGGCUGCAGAGAAUGCAACUGUGGGGGGGUCACUGGCUGGGGGAGGUUACAGAGUCUGACACCUCUGGGCACUGGAUGGGAAAGUUUCUGUGCAUGCAGCCGCUGGGCACUGGCUGGAGAAGGUCACCGAGCAUGCAGAUGCUGGGGCACUGGAUGGGGAAGGUUACAGAGACUGUGGUCACUUUGUCACUGGAUGGGAAGGUUGCAGGGAAUUUGGACACUGGAUGGGGUGGUUGCGGAGAAUUCAACUGUAGGGCUUGGAUGGGGAAGGUUACAGAGAAUGCAGGCGCUAGGCACUGGUGGGAUGGGUUUUUCUUUUUCUUUUCUUUUGUUUUUUUUUAAACAGAGUAUGCCAGCACUGAACACUGGAUGGGGCUGCAGGCGCUGGGCACUGGAUGGGUCAGGUUACAGAGUAUGUGGGCACUGGAUGGAGGGGGUUCGUGGAGAAUGCAACUGCAGGUCUGGAUGGGGAAGGUUACACUAUGUGCCACCACUAGGCACUGGAUGGGAGAGGGUUGCAAAGGCUGGGCACUGGGUGGGGAAGGGUCACAGAAUGUGUGGUCACUGGAUGGGGAAGGGUCACAGAAUGUGUGGUCACUGGAUGGGGAAGGGUCACAGAAUGUGUGGUCACUGGAUGGGGAAGGGUCACAGAAUGUGUGGUCACUGGAUGGGGAAGGGUCACAGAAUGUGUGGUUACUGGAUGGGGAAGGGUCACAGAAUGUGUGGUCACUGGAUGGGGAAGGGUCACAGAAUGUGUGGUCACUGGAUGGGGAAAGGUUACGGGGAUGUGGUCACGGGAUGGGAAAGGGCCACAGAGUGUGCAGUCACUGGAUGGGGCAGGUUACAGAGAAUACCGGCUCUGGGCACUGGAUUGGAAAGGGUUACAGGGACUGCAAUUGCUGGGCACUGGAUGGGGAAAGGUUACAGAGUAUGUGGGCACUGGAUUGGAAGGGUUACAGGGAUGUGGGCACUGGAUAGGCCAGGUUACAGAGGAUGCAGCUGCUGGGCACUGGAUUCGGCAGGCUUUGGUAUUGGCAUAGCUCUGCCUUCAAGACUUGGCACUUGUUUUAUGUUUUGUUUUGUCAUUACGCACAGGCUGGUGAGAUUUCAUUCAUUUUGCAGGACAAGAUGUCAUCGCAAUGUAAUGACAUCCACAAUUAUUCACAGAAUCUCCAUUUGAUGAUAUUCAGGCUUCCCCUGAGCAUCAAAGUGGUCAACAUGUCUGAAUUACUAGGACUCAAGUUCACAGUCAAAAAAGGGGGAGAGGGGGUAAAGGCUUGAAUCACCAGCUGAUGACCGUAGAAAAUGUUUGUUUUGUUGGAUUUCUGGUCUCCAAUUCUGUCUAAGAUCAACAUCUCUUAUGAAGCCCACAAAGUUCCUCCUGACCAUCCGGUGAAGAUCAGUGUGUUUGGAGGGCAGUCUACAAUCGGGGUUGUGAUGAUAUUAUUGUAUGGAUUGUACUGGCAAAGCACAGACCAGGGCAGGAUUAAGCCUCUGGGCCUCUCAACUUUACUACCCCAUUGUACAAGCCUAUGCCUACCCCGGCAUCCCUUGCUUCCUCAGUUGUCCAGAACUCGGUGACUGGAUCUCCACUGGCCCCUAGACCAGAAUUCCAAAGAUCCCUGUCUUCUCACGGGGCUUCUGUGGAGCCCAUAUCAUCUGAAACCAUAUUUAAAAAAUCUAGGGUGCUCAGUAUUGUAUGUCAGUAAUA